This is a messenger RNA of Cynara cardunculus var. scolymus (artichoke), 1008 nucleotides long. Its product is annotated as 50S ribosomal protein L7/L12. Gene Ontology annotation, molecular function: structural constituent of ribosome. Gene Ontology annotation, biological process: translation. Bases 90 to 689 code for a protein of 199 amino acids. Gene Ontology annotation, cellular component: ribosome. The transcript has 2 exons. NCBI's taxonomy places the organism in Eukaryota, Viridiplantae, Streptophyta, Magnoliopsida, Asterales, Asteraceae. The record is from RefSeq and is a predicted model, not a curated record.
ACUGUAAAUCACGUCUAAAACCCUGCUUUCCUGGUUUUUCAUUUUUCCAUCACCAUCUUCCAUGAUUACACAAGGAAAAAGCCAUUAACAUGAAGAAAUACUACUAUCAACGAAUUUCCCAGUCCCUUUUACACCACCAAUUUCGUUUAUCAGGGUGCCGAAGCCCUAAUUUGAUUGAAUCCCAUCCUCCACAAUGUACCCAUUUGCAUACACUCCGAGGAUUCUGUUCUUCUCCACAACAAUCAAAUUCGAACUCUUCAACACCCUCCACUCGCGUCUCGGAAAUCGUUAACGAGCUGAUGAAUUUAACGUUGCUGGAAUCCGCGGACUUAACAGAGGUCAUGAGGAAGAAAAUGGGCAUGAAUGAGAUGCCGAUAAUGGCGGUGAUGAUGCCCGGGAUGGGGUUGAAGACCGGAGUGAAAGGCGGCGGUAGUGGUGCGGUGAAAGGAGGCGAAGAGAAGGCGGCAGAGAAGACGACGUUUGAUUUGAAACUUGAAGGUGGAUUUGAUGCUGGAUCCAAGAUUAAGAUCAUUAAGGAAGUAAGAACUUUUACUGAUUUGGGUUUAAAGGAGGCUAAAGAAUUGGUGGAGAAAGCUCCUACUUUGUUGAAGAAAGGGGUGCCCAAAGAGGAAGCUGAGAAGAUAAUUGAGAAAAUGAAGGGUAUUGGUGCUAAAGUGGUUAUGGAAUGAGGCUUAUCAAUGGUGCAGAUUUUUCUUCAAAUGUCGGAGAUGAUGGCAAGACUUCCGUACUGAGUUCUUGUUUCCUUUGUAGAACAAGUAUGUAUUCAUGUUUGUUUGCCACCAUGUAAGCUGUUUUAAGUUUGGUUUUUUUUUUUGAAUACACAUAGGAGGAAAGGAACUGUAUCUAUCUUUUUUGAAGAUGGAUUGAAUAGUGGAAGAUGGUUCGUCUUCAUUCUUCUAGAAACUUGUAAUUCUUCCAUCCCUAAAUAAUCGUAACAGAUCAUAGAUGCUGUCAUGUUACAGAUGUUGCAACAAUUUGGCAUCAUCA